This is a messenger RNA of Vespa velutina, 4608 nucleotides long. RefSeq names its product splicing factor 3B subunit 2 (gene Sf3b2). The record is from RefSeq and is a predicted model, not a curated record. Gene Ontology annotation, biological process: mRNA splicing, via spliceosome. Gene Ontology annotation, cellular component: U2 snRNP; catalytic step 2 spliceosome; precatalytic spliceosome. NCBI's taxonomy places the organism in Eukaryota, Metazoa, Arthropoda, Insecta, Hymenoptera, Vespidae. The transcript is spliced from 4 exons. The coding region runs from base 193 to 2424 and encodes 743 amino acids.
UUGAUAUGAUUAUGUGUGAUUGUAUGUUAAAGCUGGUAGAAGCAAUAGAAGCUGAUAAAACCGUAAAAGAGCAUUGAAUUAAAAGUGCCGCGUAAGUGGCUUAAAAUAUAAGUAUUUGAUAAAUGAUAAUAAAUUAAAUACAAUUUAUGUAUCUACAGUGUUUAAUACACACUUGUUUAAACAAUUUUUGAUAUGGAAAAUAUACCGGGAAAUGAGAAUCAAGCUACACAACAUAGAAUGGAUAUUCAGCAGAUGUCCCAUCCAAUGCCACCUAUGAUGGGUAUGGCAUCUAAUCAUCAUUCUCCAAAUAUGAUGGAACCACCAAAAACGCUACCUAGUUUAUUAAGCUUGAAAGUAACACCACCAACAGAAUUACAACAUCAAAAUGCUGUAGAGGAUACAAUAAGAGAAGGAGACAAUGAUACAGUUAAACUUCCAGCCGCUUUAGAACAAGCUUUAGCUUUUAAAACAGAAAGAGCUAAGGAAGUAGGUGGUGAUCCGAAUGAUAUGGUCUCUUUAGGAAAAUCCACUAAUGAUGAAUCUACAGGGGAAGAUGUUCCUCAAUUAGAAGAUAUAUUGGAACCAGAAACGACGAUUGAAAAAGUUGAUUCAAAGACAACUAAAAGUAAAAAGAAAAAAAAGAAGAAGAGGAAGAAGAAUACAAAUGAAAAGAAAGAAUUAGAGAAAAAGCAAGACCAAAUAGAAGAUAAUAAAUCGAAAGAAGAUCUACCAGAGAUAGAAUAUAUUCAAGAAAUCCCCAGUAUAAAUGACUUGGAACCAAUGUAUCGUCAAUUUGCCAGAGUAUUUGAAGCAUUUAAAUUAACUGAACCAGAACCUCGUUCUAAUGAUGCAGGAGAUAAGGGUGAACCAAUUGGUCAGUAUCCUCCUGUUACCAAUAUGCAAACUACGGGUAAUGUACCCAGUAAAAUACCACCUCUGGAUGACUUUGAUGACGAUGUAGGUCAACAACAACAACAACAAGGUACCGGAGAAAAUGGUGCUCCACGAUUAUCUAAACGAAAACUCAAGAGAUUAACGCGACUAAGUGUUGCUGAAUUAAAACAGCUUGUAGGUAGGCCUGAUGUUGUAGAAAUGCAUGAUGUCACUGCCAGAGAUCCCAAGCUUCUUGUACAACUUAAGGCACAUCGUAAUACCGUACCUGUACCAAGACAUUGGUGUUUUAAAAGAAAAUACCUACAAGGAAAACGAGGUAUUGAAAAGCCUCCUUUUGAUUUACCUGAUUUUAUAAAACGUACUGGAAUCACGGAAAUGAGAGCAAGUUUGCAAGAACGUGAUGACACUCGUACUUUAAAAGCAAAAAUGCGUGAGAGAGCAAGACCUAAAUUAGGUAAAAUUGAUAUUGAUUAUCAAAAACUUCAUGAUGCAUUUUUUAAGUGGCAAACGAAACCACGUAUGACAAUUCAUGGUGAUCUUUACUAUGAAGGUAAAGAAUUUGAAACUAGACUUAAAGAAAAAAAGCCUGGUGAAUUGUCUGAUGAAUUACGCACAGCAUUAGGAAUGCCUGUAGGGCCGAAUUGUCAUAAAGUACCACCACCAUGGCUAAUUGCUAUGCAGCGUUAUGGUCCACCACCAAGUUAUCCUAAUCUUAAAAUACCAGGCUUAAAUGCUCCGAUCCCAGAAGGGUGUGCCUUUGGAUAUCAUGCUGGAGGUUGGGGAAAACCACCUGUUGAUGAAACAGGUAGACCUUUAUAUGGAGAUGUUUUUGGUGUAUCUCGUACACCAGGUGGUGAUGCUCUAGAUGAAGAAGUAGAUAGAGGUAUGUGGGGUGAACCCGAAUCUGAAUCAUCUGGAGAUGAAGAAGAAGAUGAAGAUGCAGAGGAAGGUGGAGAUGGAGAAGCAGAUGGAAAAGAUGGAGAUGGGGAUGCAAGUGGAUUGGUUACACCUGGUGCAGAAGGAUUGAUAACACCAAGUGGUAUUACAUCUAUUCCAGCUGGAUUAGAGACACCAGAAACAAUAGAAUUGAGAAAGAAGAAAAUUGAGAGUGAAAUGGAAGGUGGAGAUACUCCUGCAUUGUAUACAGUUUUACAAGAACGUAGAACAGAAGGUCUAGGUGCAAGUAUGAUGGGAAGUACACAUGUGUAUGAUAUGACAGGUGCAGCAGGGGGUCAAGCACCACCCUCUGUCAUUGCCGCACGACGUGGUAUCAGUGGGACAACAUCUGAUGCAAGAACAGAAAAAGAUGGUGCCGUUGAAUUGGCAUUAGAUCCUAGUGAAUUAGAUCUUGAUUCUGAAGCAAUGGCAUCGAGAUAUGAGGAAACCAUGAGAUCACGACAAGCUCACCUUAGGAGGGAAGAUUUAUCUGAUAUGCUUCAAGAUCAUGUACAAAGACAAAAGAGUAAACGUAAACGACAGCAAACACAAGAUACAAAAGCUUCUAAAAAAUAUAAAGAAUUUAAAUUUUAAACAUUUUAUUAGAUUUCAGAAUAUUCAAAUUGAUUUAAAUUAAACCUCAUUAAAGGAUAAGAAAGAUAAUGAAGAACUAAUAAAAUACAUGGUAAAGUUAUUGCUAUAGUAAAUCUACUAAUAGCACUACCAAUCUCUAACCAACUACCAUAUGGAUUAACAUUAUACAUAAGAGGUAAAGACAAACAAUCUCCUAGAAAAAGGACUGCUAAAAAAGCUCUUCUUGAUCCAAGAAUAUGACUUGCACACCCUAUCAAUAUUAAAGGAAUAGUUAGCUUAAAAAGUAUAAGUGAACUCAUAAUAAAUGGAGAAAAAACAGUAAUAAAAUGUUGUGUCCAAACAGGAUCAAAUGAGCUUAUGCUUGCCAUGUUUCCUGUUCCGAAAAAACAUAAUAAUGUAUAUAACAUCUAAAUUUCAAAAUUAAGGAAUAUAAUAGAAAGCUCAUUAACUUAAUUACAUUAAAGUAUUUUAUGUACCAUGAAAUAUAUCUGAAAGUUUUUAAACAAUUAAAAAAAAGGAUACAAAGAAUGAUGCUUUAGUGAAAUCUUUGGUACUUAAAAUAUUAUCAGUAGUUUUAUCAAAAUCUUUGAUAGAUAAAGGCCAAUGCAGUAAAUGUAUUGCAAGUGUUAAAAAAAAGAAAGGUUCAUAAGAUGCAGAUAAUAAGGAAAGAGGACAGAAAAGACCAAUUGUGAUUCCUUCUAUUCUAUCUUUUGGAUUUACAGUGUAAGUCCAAAUAAAUAAUGGUGCACUUGCUAAAAUUAUCCAAGAAAUCCAAUAUCGGCCAUCUAUUAAUUUUAAAUAUACCAGCCCUGUUAUUAUUAAUCUCACUAUCUCAAUUGCCUUUUUAUAUUUUAGUUGAUGCCUUAAAGCAACCUUGCAUAUCAUAAUACAUAUACCAAUUGAACUAAAAUGGAAAAAAUAGCAAUUAAUAACAAUUUAUAAAUAUGGAAAUGUCAAAAUAUUUACAAUCUAUAACUUACACUAUAUAAAUCCGAGGAUAGGGUUCUACUAUUGGCAAUAAAGGAUACAUGGCCAAAAUCAACCCUGAACAUAACAACAUAUUAUGUGUCUUGUUCAAUAUUACUUUUUGCAUUAUAAUAAUGAACAACAUUCCUGCGCUAAGAGCAGCUCUAUACGUUAAACCCAUGAACAUUAUAAAUAACAAAAAAAUAGUUCCUCCUAUUUCUAUUAGGAAUUUUUUAAUAUUUUGUUUCCUUAAUUUAGGAACAAAUUUAAUUAAAUUUAUACCUGCUAACCAGAGAGAAAUGACAGUAAAUAAUCCAUAUGAUAACUGUCUUAAGUUAUAGCCACUACUUCCUGAAAAAUAACAGGAAUUAAAAAAAAACAUUUCUAUCUUAUUUUUAUAUAAUUAGUAUUGAAAAUAUAUUUUAAAUAAUUUAGAUAGUAUAUUAUAUAUAUCAUACCUGUAUAUCUGAUAAUUAAUACAAUCAAUGAGCUUAAAAAUAUUAUAUUGACUAAUAGUAAUAAUGAAGAUUUAAUUUCUUCGCGUGGUAUUCCAACUAUCUUGAGGAAUAAAAAUAUUAUCCAACCACUCCACAUAAAUGUCAUAUACAUUAAAAAAUAAUUUCUUUGAUAUUGUUUGUAAUAAUAUAGAUAUUCUUUGGCUAAUUUUAUUGCUUCUUCUGCUUCUGUAAUUCCGUUUACCAUCUUUCCUUUAUUAAUAUAUUCAUUAAUUUCCCAAAUAUGUUUGUUAAGUGUAAGUUCUCGCCAAUCCAUAAAAUCAUUACUACUUCCACAACUAAGUAUACGAUUCUCUGUUACUUGAUAUGAUAAUUGUCUUAAAUUAUUAAGUAAAGCUUGUGCAUUAUAUGUAUCAUUAUUUCUCAAGUAGCGUUUUCGUAAUACACCCUAGUAAUAAUAUAUAAAAAUAUUCUAUAUAAAAAUUUAUAAAAAAUAUUCAUACUUUAAGUGAUUUAAUAAGUAAUAUUUCUAGAAAUAGCUCGAAAAUAAAAAUUUAAUACAGAAUAGCUGUAGCACUUACUUCAUUGUUAGUUGGAAUAGGUGUGCCUAUAAGUGUUGAUAUUAAAGGAGUUAUAUCUGCCUGAUCCAGAUCAUAACGUGUUCCAGUGGAACUUACACCUGCACCCCAAGCAAUUAGUGGUGUCUCUGUUUCAUCAGUAGAUCCACUUCCAUGUGAACCCCAAUCAGUCAUUCCAUGAUCAG